This is a messenger RNA of Nylanderia fulva, 2604 nucleotides long. The record is from RefSeq and is a predicted model, not a curated record. Lineage: Eukaryota; Metazoa; Arthropoda; Insecta; Hymenoptera; Formicidae.
AUAAAAAGACGUACGUGUCCGGUUCGGCGUCGAAGUCGACGCGCUCGCGUCUGCGCGACGUUUUGCGCCCCUUCCUAAAGCUAAACAGGAGGAGCACGCAGAGCUCUAUAUAUUUCAUGGAAGCACGAGACUCGGGGCACUCCACACGUUUUUCACAGCGUGAGCAUCCACGAAAGGAUACCGAGACCGACGGAUCACAAUUUUUCUCUUUCGGAGAAUCCAGGCAUCCCCUCGAUACCAGAGACCAUCCUGUACACCGGAACCGGACGUCGCGGCGUGAUGACGUUUCCCUCAUCGAUCGCGAUCGUUUUCAUCGGCGUGGCCGCUUACGCGGUUACAGCCGGACCCGUUCAGGGUACAUCGAACACGGUGCAACGGGACGAAUAUGAAUCGCCAGCAUUGGCGGAUCUCUUAUUGGCAAGAUACUUGGAAGAGCGCAAAACGAAUGAAAGAACAAAGCGAAACGAUGACCCGUAUGCCUAUGGACAUUUACCAGAUGAAGAGAACCACUUGAGUGCACAUCUAGAGUCUGAUGAAAUACUCGACGGACGAUCGAAAAUUUCUGUUAAUGGAGUGCAUGGCGAACUCCAUAAUUCUCCGCUGAACGCCGAAACAUUCAUAGACACAUCGAAUCAUCAUCCGUACGGUUUGGAAAAUGUCAAUCCCGGUCAAUUAUACAUGCAUCACAAUCAUGAUAUUUUGGACGCAAAAGAGCACGGAAGACUUGUGAAAACUCAUGAUAUAGAUGGGCUCCUAAUUAAAAAUGAACACGUGAGAAAUUUGGACCAGAUCGGCGGUGGACAUCUCGUGCGAAAUCUCGACCAAAUUGGCGGUGGACAUCUCGUGAGGAAUCCGGACCAUCAUGAUGGUGGACAUCGCGUGCGGAAUCUUGAUCAGAUCGGUGGUGGACAUCUCGUGAGAAACCCGGACCAGAGUGGUGAAUAUGUCUUGAGUAAUCUGGGUUAUAUCGGCAAUGUGCAUAUUCCGGGAAAUCUCGAUCAUCUCGGUGAUGGACAUCCGGAUGAAAUCGACGAUGAAAACCAAGUUAGAAGACGCGCCUACUCGAAUGUAGAAGCAAGACGUCUUGAUCAGCCUGGAGUAGCUUCAAGACGGUUGGAUGCCAAUGUAGCCUCAAGACGAUUGGAUGCCAAUGUAGCCUCAAGACGAUUGGAUGCCAAUGUAGCCUCAAGACGAUUGGAUGCCAAUGUAGCCUCAAGACGAUUGGAUGCCAAUGUAGCCUCAAGACGAUUGGAUGCCGCUGUAGCCUCGAGAAAAUUGGAUGCCGCUUUAGCCUCGAGAAAAUUGGAUGCUGCGAUAGCCGCAAGAAAAUUGGAUGCCGCAAUAGCUUCGAGACAAUUGCAACAAGCUGCAAUAGACUCAAGACGAUUGGAAGCCGCCGCACGAAGUCUGAGUGCGGGCAGUCGUAAUUUAGACGGUCAUCUACUGCGACAGGCACGUCGAGGGUUGGAUUCGCUGUCUGGGGCAACCUUUGGUGAAAACAAGAGAUACGCACCUGUCAGGCGAUUCAGCGCGAUGAGCCUACGACCAGGUAAUUUCGACGAGAUCGAUCGAUCCGUAUUUGAUCGUUUCUCCAAGAGGAACUUCGACGAGAUCGAUACCGCGUUUGACAGCUUCUUCAAACGGAACAUUGACGAGAUCGAUCGGGUCGGUUGGAGCGGAUUCGUCAAGAGGUUCAAUAAUUACUUGGCGGACAGGCAGCAACGUUAAUUGGCAGGAGAAGAGAAUAAUGGGACGAAAGGGAUAAGGAAAGGGCGAAGGGCAAGAAGGAGCGCGUUCGUUCGUUCCGAGAAUAAGAAAUAAUUUCAUUUUAAUUUUCGACAAAAUUAAUUCGACCUUGCAAAUUAAGAGAUCAUCUCUUCUGCUGCCCUUUAAUGGUCGCACGUUUAAGAACAAACUUAAUCGAUGUGAAAUGCAAAUCGCUCGUGAGAUUGUUUUUCUCGCGACAUCAUUGGGCAUUCUUUAGAUGUGAUGAUGAUGUGCUGAAGAUCUUUUAACAUAAUCUUUCCUUAUUUAAAAUUUUAAAUUACAUUGAAUUUUAAAUCACAAAUUCUUAAGAGAACUAACAAUAAGAAGAUUAAAUUAUUAGCAAAAAAUGGCGAUUUUAUUUAAUUGGAAAGUACAAUAUUAAUAUCAAAAUACAUAUCUAAUACUGAAAAAAAUUAUAAGAUUUUUGCAAACUCGGAAAAUAAAUAACCAAGCCUUUCGUGUGUUUUCAUUAAUUUUAACUAAACUUUGAUAUAAAAAAAUAUAUUUUUUGAAUAAUAUAUAGUUUUUUAAUAGCAAAAAAUUUAAACGUUUGCGACGAUUGAAGGCCUAUUACAAAAAUUUUGUUAAGAGUAAAUCAAGUCCAUAUCUAUCAUGAAAUCUGCUGGCAGAAUAUCCAUUAGUGUUAAAAUACAUAUAUCUUUAAAAUACCUCCUAUAGAUAAAGUAUGUAAAUCAAAUGGAAAAUAUAAAAUUAUAAAGAGUUUAAUUUAUUUGAUAUUUAAAUUAAUUUCAUUAAAUCUAUAUUGUGCUGGAUACACGAAGAUUUUUUUAGAAUGAAUCAAAGAAAAAAAUUAAUCGCCAUUUAUUGAUUUUGAAA